CAGACAGUCGGAGCGGGAGUUUAUCGGGGGUUUCGGGGAGAUGCUGUCCCCGCCGAGGAGAUGGAUCAGAGACCAGGCUCCGAGCUCUGUAACCUCGUGUGUGAGGAGAGGGCUGUGCAGCAGGCGUCACUCUCUGUGGAUCCUCCUCAUCCUGCUCGUGGUCUGUAUUGCCAUCCAGACCUUUGUCGCCCGUCAGGCCAGGAAUGACAAGCUGACAGAACUCCCACAUCUGAGAUUCACUGUCAGCAAACAGCACCUGUUUCCUACUGAGCAAAAUGUCUGGGAAGGCAUCCAAUCUGAGUCUUCACUUGCAUUAAAGGAAGACAUGAAGUCGCUGCAGACAGACAGAACUGCAGAUCUUCAUCAUCACAAUGAGGGAUAUCAAAAGCAAUCACAUUAUAGUCUGUCAAAACUUGUAGAUAUCCUUGCUAGAGACUCUCAGAUGGAGGCCAGGAAAGUUUCACCUGGGAAGCUGCUUCUACCAAAACAUGGAACAAUCCUUGGACUCCCAGGUUCUUUGGCUCUCCACAGUACUUGGAAAGGUGUCAGCAGCCGAAGUGUGAGGGAGUUCCACAUCAUGUGCAACCACAUGAGGUUUAGAAAAUCUGAGGUGGCAAAAGUGAUGCCUGAGGAUACCUUCUACUUUUCCAUCCUGAGGCAUCCUGUGGCCAUGAUGGAGUCCAUCUUUAUCUACUACAAGAGCAUCCCAGCCUUCCACAAGACUCACAGCCUGGACGACUUCCUAGACAACAGCUGGAGAAACUACAACUCAUCAGUGACCAACAACCACUACGCUCAUAAUAUCGUGGCUUUCGACUUUGGCUUUGACAACAACGUUGCAGCUGGUGCUGAAGAUCUGGAGGAGAGAGCCAGCAUAGCUGUGGCAGCCAUUGAACGGGACUUCCACCUUAUUCUUAUUUCUGAAUACUUUGAUGAGUCUAUGAUCUUGCUCAAGCAUGCCCUCUGCUGGUCCCUGGAAGACGUUGUUUCCUUUAAGCUCAAUAGUCGCAGUGAACAAACCCGUCACCCACUUUUAACAAAUACUGCAGAGAAAAUCAAGAGGUGGAAUGCUUUAGACUGGAGGAUCUACCUUCACUUUAACACCACCUUCUGGCACAAAGUGGAUAGUCUCGUUGGGCAAGAGCAGAUGAAGAGGGAAGUAUCUCAGCUGAGAGAGCUACAGGCCGAGCUAGCAAAGAGCUGCCUGAAAGACGGCGGGGCAGUCGACCCGUCCCAGAUAAAAGACGCCGGGCUGAAACCGUUCCAGUAUGGAGCAGCUAUAAUUCAGGGCUAUAACUUAAAUCCACAUAUAGACAGACAAACCAAAAUUAAAUGUCAAAGACUUAUAACUCCAGAACUGCAGUACACGGACCUUAUAUACACCCAGCAGUUCCCAGAGCUAGCUGCUAAGCAUAGACAAGAAACUAGGAAGGUUGCUCCUCAGCGCCAACGCUCAGACAGAACUGGGAUGAUGGGAAUAGCCUGGGGCAGAGAAGCCCAUCACAGACAGAUCAUAAGACGCAAAUUCUCAAAUCUCAAGAACCAAAAGGCCUCCACAACUGCCCUGUUAACACACACAGAAGCUAACAACAAAACAAGUAUGCCAUGAUUGGUAACUGUUAACAAUAGUCCUAGAACAAUGUUUGUGAGAUGUUUCGUCUAUUACUCACUUUCUAGAAUUAGUCCAUUAUAACCCACACAAUGAAGUGUUGAGAUGGAAGAAACAACUUAUAGUGUUGCUGUUGUCUCGUCUCUUGAUAUACUCGUCUUAUCAAUAUUGAAGCUAAAAAUGUAAAGGUCUUUUUUUAGGUGGUGAUUAAGGGAUUGUCACAAUGUUAAGUUAAUUUAAGUUAAAGUUCACUGUCAUUCUUCUCCUUACAAGUUAUUUAAUAAUCAAUAACGGAAUACAGUGCCCCCGGGGCCAUAGUGCAAUACAUAAAAAACAAUGCACUGUUGUCACGGAAAAUAAUGUGUUCUAAAUUAAAAGGGUUCAUCCUGUGAGUAACAUGACAUUACUGAGUUUGGUGAACCAACGAUUUCUCUUCUGUAUGAAAUGGAAUAUUUGGCCUGACUGUGGCGGCAAAAAAUAAUUCAUACCAUCACCAACUAGCAUAUGGUUCAUCCUCUUUUGAUCAUGAAUAUUUCCAACAAAUUUAACUGUUUUCAAAUCUGGUGGUCCUAUUGAUAGGAUGACAUUGUUUAUUGAUGCAUUCCAAAAGAGGUAUGCCCGUUACAAAAAAUAUUCAUAAUUCUGAUUGGUUAUGUUUAGCUAAAUACAACUGAAUAUACACUAGGGAACAAUAGUGAUGAUGGUUUAAAAAAAAAGAAGUUGACUGCUAGCAGGACGGGAUGUGAGUAGUGUCACAGUAACAGCGUCACACUGCUUCCCACUUUGCCACUCAGAGACAACAGUCAUUAUCCACUCGACCAUUAGUGGUUGCUCGGCAAGAAGACAAACAAAAGUUAUUUUAAGUGUAAACCAAGUUGCAAGGCAUACCCGGUUACUUCCCAUCCAAGAAAUACAGCUGUAGAGCUGCCCCAAGAGCUUGUCAAUAAUACAUCCAUGAUUCCUAUACAUUUUGAUAGUUUGUUUAUUGAAUUAUUGAUUUAAAGUGUCAGAAAUGAGAAAAUAUUCCCAUCAGCUGGCAGUGGACAGGUUACACCAAGAGCUCCAACAGCCUACUGUGACUCCUGGUGCUGGGGAUUUCACCGGUCGAAUCCGAGCCACCAUAGCCGUCCACGGGGAAGGACGAAAACAAAAGAAAUGAGCUGUUCCCUAAUGUCUGCCUCCCUGGACCAAAGACAAUAAACUAUCAAAACGUUAAAGUUAGUGCCACAGUAAACACCAUAAAUAUAAAGCAUCUUUGGUAAACUCUGCAUUGUUCUUUACAACGCCCUUUAGCUGUUGUACAAUCACUGUAACUUAUGUCCUCAAGUGGCUAAUUGCUUUUAUAAAAAUAUUACCACAUAUACUAAUACAAUAAA
Molecule: messenger RNA, 2985 nt
Organism: Cottoperca gobio
Lineage: Eukaryota; Metazoa; Chordata; Actinopteri; Perciformes; Bovichtidae
Gene: gal3st2
Product: galactose-3-O-sulfotransferase 2
Exons: 5
Coding region: 41-1609 (522 amino acids)
Biological process (GO): glycolipid biosynthetic process
Cellular component (GO): membrane
Molecular function (GO): galactosylceramide sulfotransferase activity
Source: RefSeq, a predicted model, not a curated record